Enhydra lutris kenyoni (northern sea otter) is the source of this 840-nucleotide messenger RNA. RefSeq names its product nuclear protein 2, transcriptional regulator. Gene Ontology annotation, biological process: negative regulation of cell cycle; regulation of transcription by RNA polymerase II; negative regulation of cell population proliferation. The record is from RefSeq and is a predicted model, not a curated record. The transcript has a single exon. The coding region runs from base 18 to 314 and encodes 98 amino acids. Lineage: Eukaryota; Metazoa; Chordata; Mammalia; Carnivora; Mustelidae. Gene Ontology annotation, cellular component: nucleus.
UCCUGGGGCGCGACGCCAUGGAUCCGGUCCUCCUCAGCGCCCAGGCUCCCGUCACGCCGCAGCCACCGGAAGGGUGGCCGCCCGUGAUCUCCGAGGAGGAGCUGUACGACUGCCUGGAUUACUACUACCUGCGCGACUUCCCGGCCUGCGGGGCCGGACGCAGCAAGGGUCGGACGCGGCGCGAGCGGGAACUGCGCACCAACUGGCCGGUGCCCGGCGGCCACGAGCGCAAGCUCGCGCAGAAGCUCCUCAACGGCCAGCGCAAGCGUCGCCAGCGCCAGCUGCAGCCCCGCGCGCGCACCCGCCUGAUCUGAGCGCAGGUGCGUGCGGGCCGUAGACGCCGGGACCCUGGCCCAGCAUCCUGGCCACCCGGGCGCCGGUCGCGUCGGCCGUCUGCAACUGCGGCGGGCAGUGGCGCCCCCUCCGCGGCGGCUCCCGCUGGCGAGUCACGGCCGGCCCCGCUCGCCCCUGGACCGCAGUACGAAUGGUGUGAAGGAUCGGCACGGUCAGAUUGGGGAGUCGGAGAAGAGGCUCGGCGGUGCGGAAACAUCUCUUUAAGACUGAGUGGAGCAUUUUCCUCCAGCGCCUGCGCGCGGGCCGGGAACGGUGAUCGGCGUGUCGGUUCCCUGCAGGGUGCCCGGCGGCACCGAGCGAAGCGUUUUCUCCGGCUCGGCGGCAGCUGUGCUCGGCAGGGGAGAAUGCAUGUGGGCCAGCAUGACUCCUUCCCGACGUCGCCCAACUUGACCGCCGCAGCCUCUUUUCCUUGUGAUUGUUAAGUAACACCAAGUGUCCAAGGGGUGUGCCUUUUUAGGGUUUCUAAUUAAAGCAGCAAGAACGGCA